AUGGCACGGGUUAUUCUUUUCUUUCAGGCAGGUCCAAAAUGUGGCUGCUUUUAACAAUGGCAAGUUUGAUAUCUGUACUGGGGACUACACAUGGUUUCUUUGGAAAAUUACAUCCUGGAAGCCCUGAAGUGACUAUGAACAUUAGUCAGAUGAUUACUUAUUGGGGAUACCCAAAUGAAGAAUACGAAGUUGUGACUGAAGAUGGUUAUAUUCUUGAAGUCAAUAGAAUUCCUUAUGGGAAGAAAAAUUCAGGGAAUACAGGCCAGAGACCUGUUGUGUUUUUGCAGCAUGGUUUGCUUGCAUCAACCACAAACUGGAUUUCCAACCUGCCAAACAACAGCCUUGCCUUCCUUCUGGCAGACGCUGGUUAUGAUGUGUGGCUGGGCAACAGCAGAGGAAACACCUGGGCCAGAAGAAACUUGUACUAUUCACCAGAUUCAGUUGAAUUCUGGGCUUUCAGCUUUGAUGAAAUGGCUAAAUACGACCUUCCAGCCACAAUCGACUUCAUUGUAAAGAAAACUGGACAGAAGCAGCUACACUAUGUUGGCCAUUCCCAGGGCACCACCAUUGGUUUUACUGCCUUUUCCACCAGUCCCAGCCUGGCUAAAAGAAUAAAAACCUUCUAUGCUUAUCUAGCUCCUGUUGCCACUGUGAAGUAUACAAAAAGCCUUAUAAACAAACUUAGAUUUGUUCCUCAAUCCCUCUUCAAGAUUAUAUUUGGUGACAAAAUAUUCUAGCCACACAACUUCUUUGAUCAAUUUCUUGCUACUGAAGUGUGCUCCCGUGAGACGCUGAAUCUCCUUUGCAGCAAUGCCUUAUUUAUAAUUUGUGGAUUUGACAGUAAGAACUUUAACACGAGUCGCUUGGAUGUGUAUCUAUCACAUAAUCCAGCAGGAACUUCUGUUCAAAACAUGUUCCAUUGGACCCAGGCUGUUAAGUCUGGGAAAUUCCAAGCUUAUGACUGGGGAAGCCCAGUUCAGAAUAGGAUGCACUAUGAUCAGUCCCAACCUCCCUACUACAAUGUGACAGCCAUGAAUGUACCAAUUGCAGUGUGGAACGGUGGCAAGGACCUGUUGGCUGACCCCCAAGAUGUUGGCCUUUUGCUUCCAAAACUCCCCAAUCUUAUUUACCACAAGGAGAUUCCUUUUUACAAUCACUUGGACUUUAUCUGGGCAAUGGACGCCCCUCAAGAAGUUUACAAUGACAUUGUUUGUAUGAUAUCAGAAGAUAAAAAGUAG
Molecule: messenger RNA, 1238 nt
Organism: Gorilla gorilla gorilla (western lowland gorilla)
Lineage: Eukaryota; Metazoa; Chordata; Mammalia; Primates; Hominidae
Gene: LIPF
Product: lipase F, gastric type
Biological process (GO): lipid metabolic process
Molecular function (GO): hydrolase activity, acting on ester bonds
Source: RefSeq, a predicted model, not a curated record